Rubroshorea leprosula is the source of this 1337-nucleotide messenger RNA. The record is from the annotation of a GenBank genome assembly. NCBI's taxonomy places the organism in Eukaryota, Viridiplantae, Streptophyta, Magnoliopsida, Malvales, Dipterocarpaceae.
CUGGCUGGUGCAGAGUGAGAUUCUUGGAAUUGAAUUUUGAAGUUGAGUUUGAUUUUUGGUCGGACGGAAUGUCGACAGUGGGUAAUCGCCGUUCGUCGUUGUCGUCGUCGACAACUUCGUCUCUGGCUAAGCGACAAGCCUCUUCGUCGGAGAAUACUGGGAAGGCCGCUGCUUCCAGGGCCAAGAAGCGAGCGCCUCUCGCCAACAUCACCAACCAAAAGAAUGGGUCGAGAAGCUCGGUUGCGUCCUCUGCUUUGGUACCAUGUUCUUCAAACAAAGUCACCAAGGCAAAGAAGGCACAACCUGCCAGUUUUAGCAAAACGGGCUUCUCAGGAAACGUUCUGUCCGCAUCUGCAAAUGUAAAACCCAGUUCAAUUUUUCCCCCCAAGAUCACACCUUUGUUAAGAGAUGAUGAAAUCACUACUAGCAGUAUUGCUAGCAUUCCUGUCCCCCGCAGCAUGGAUGUGGCUGAAGAAUAUAGGCUUGUACCAGAUACUCUAUAUUUGACAGUGAACUACAUAGAUAGGUAUCUUUCUGGGAAUGUUAUGAAUAGGCAACGACUACAGUUGCUUGGAGUUGCCUGUAUGAUGAUUGCUGCAAAAUAUGAGGAGAUUUGUGCACCCCAAGUGGAGGAGUUUUGCUACAUAACUGACAACACAUAUUUCAAGGAGGAGGUUCUGGAAAUGGAAUCUGCUGUUUUGAAUUACUUGAAGUUCGAAAUGACAGCUCCAACAGCUAAAUGUUUCUUAAGACGAUUUGUUCGUGCUGCUGCUCAGGAGAUUAAUGAGGUUCCACCAAUGCAGUUGGAGUGCUUGGCCAACUACAUCACUGAAUUGUCUCUCCUUGAGUACAGUAUGCUUUGCUAUGCUCCAUCGCUUAUUGCAGCUUCUGCAAUUUUCUUGGCCAAAUUUAUACUUCUUCCUUCAAGGAGACCAUGGAAUUCGACAUUACUUCAUUACACGCUUUACACCCCCUCUGACUUGAUAGACUGUGUCAAAGAUCUUCAUGGCCUUUGCUGUAACAGCCUUAAUUCUACUUUACCUGCGAUCAGAGAGAAAUACAGUCAGCAUAAGUACAAAUGUGUUGCAAAGAAAUAUUGCCCUCCUUCGAUACCUCUGGAGUUCUUCCACAACGAAAUCCACUAGCACCGGUGGCGGUUGUUGCUCCGAUGCUCUUGUUGGACUAACUUGAAGAGUUGUCUGUGUCAAUGGCUGCUUUUCCCGAGCUGAGGAAAUUCACACUGUGUUACUUCUUUUGAAAGCAGAGUUGUGUGUACACUUACUUGCUGAUGGGAAUUGGAAAAGUCCAUGUUUAUGGAAUCAUGAUCUUGAAUGAUA